GUGACGAGACAAGGAGGACAUCCUUAUGGACGCAUGCAUAAAAAGCCGGCAAGAAAAAAGUUGUGGCCUAGUGUCGUCGCCUCCAGGCUGCACGGGGAGGGGGCCGCUUGACUGACACCAAACCACCAGAAGAGAGGAAGGAGCGCUCCCAUCUCGCUCCUAUCUCACUCGGCUUCAGCCAGCGCCAAGAGAAGACAUGUUGGUGUCCAACUUCCACACUCAUAGCAUCUAAAUCCAACAUAGCGAUAGGACGACUUUAUGUUUUUUGCUCUUUUUUUUUUGCAGGAAAAUGUCCAGUAAAGCCACUCUAGUCUUCCUCAUUUACGGAAUAAUCUGGCAUCACAGCUGGGGGCUUGGCUUUCCCAGUGUGAGAUUGGACAGUGAAGUUUACGACGAGGAUGGACGUUCUCUUCCCUCCGUGGACUACGACAGAGAGCAGCCGGACGUGAGAAGUUCUCCAUCGGUGACCGACGUCUACUCGUUGUACUACCCGCCAGAGAAAAGACUGGAGAGACAUGCAGACGGCAUGUUUAAUAAAGCAUACAGGAAAGCACUGGGUCAGUUAUCAGCCAGGAAGUAUCUUCAUUCUCUCAUGGCAAAACGUAUUGGCGGGAAGGCGACGGACGAGAACUGGGAGCCUCUGUCCAAGCGACACUCGGACGGCAUCUUCACGGACAGCUACAGUCGCUACCGGAAGCAGAUGGCAGUGAAGAAGUACCUGGCGGCGGUGCUGGGGAAAAGUGAUGGAAGACACUGUGCCUGUGCGAAGGAGGACAUGAAUAAGACUCCAGUUGUCUCUGUCCACAACAGACAUGAAGACGUAGCUUUCCAUCGUGCGCUACAAGACUUAGACUUUGAUGCCCUCCCAGACGGGGAGGACUUGGAGGCUUUUUUGCGGGACUGGCUCAAACGCGUCUUCCCCAAGUUCCCGCAGGAGAAGGACGGCGCGAUGCAAGGACGUUGAACGAGGAGGGACGAGAAGCUUUGCGACGCACGGAGCACUUUGUGGCUGCGGUGCUUUGCAUCGGCUUUUUUUUUUGUCUUUUUUUCUCCAAUGGAAAUGGCCAUGAAUGACGGCUAUUUAGUGGCCCUAAGAUGCUGCACAUCGUCGGCUUACACCCCCCUAACCUUUGUGCUCGUUGGACAGUGGAACUUCUUUUAUUUCUGUUCUUUUUCUUGUGAGACGCCUGCAACUUGUGUACGAUAACCACACAGCCAAUAGCCUUACAAAAAAAAAAAAAAAAAAUCAUGCAUAAAUAUGUAUUUAUGACAGGAAGUGAUUCUUAUAGUUAGGACUGAGUGUCAAGUCAAUAAAUGUUCCAAAAUAAAAUGUUGAUUUCUUUGAAUAAAUUUUUGUAAACAACAAAAAAUGGUAUUGUGUGCAGUAUGUAAUGUUUGGUAGCCCAGUGAAAAUGUUUCCCAAACCAUAAGAGCUUAUAAAAUUGUCUCGUUUCCA
This is a messenger RNA of Nerophis lumbriciformis (worm pipefish), 1456 nucleotides long. It is a transcript of the gene adcyap1a, whose product is annotated as adenylate cyclase activating polypeptide 1a. Gene Ontology annotation, cellular component: neuron projection; extracellular region; perikaryon. The record is from RefSeq and is a predicted model, not a curated record. Lineage: Eukaryota; Metazoa; Chordata; Actinopteri; Syngnathiformes; Syngnathidae. Gene Ontology annotation, biological process: positive regulation of ERK1 and ERK2 cascade; neuropeptide signaling pathway; adenylate cyclase-activating G protein-coupled receptor signaling pathway. Gene Ontology annotation, molecular function: peptide hormone receptor binding; neuropeptide hormone activity; pituitary adenylate cyclase activating polypeptide activity.